AUGAGCCUCCAAGUAGUGAACUGCAUGGCUCUGACGCCAAGCUCUGUGGCCGCAGCGCCCGCAAGGAGUUUGCCUGCGCCGGCCGCCCGCCCUUCUGGUGCUAAGGCGCCAGCGUCUGCGGUUGGCCUUGCGGUGGCCCUGGCGCUUCGGUUGCCGCAUGCCGCGGGAACUAGCCGACGCCGGUCGAGGCUGAUCCUGAACUCCAUCUGGUCCACUGGAAAACCCAGGAGGGAGCUUCUGAGACCGGAGACGCGGAUCGCCCACGCCAAGGCGCCGGCCAGGGCGGAUGGCAUCCGGCUCUGCUCUGGCAUCUCUGAGCUCGUGGAGAGCUAUGAUGCCUUCACCUUGGACCAGUAUGGCGUCCUUCAUGAUGGGCGUCAGGCCUACCCUGGUGCCUCCGAGUGUCUCGCAAAAAUGAAGGAGGCAGGAAAGCCCUGUGUCAUCCUUUCGAACUACGCAGGUCGCGCGGAGCGGCAGAAGGCCAGACUUCCAGACAUCGGCUUCAACCCCGAUGACCUAGCUGGAGUCGUCACCUCUGGGGAGAUGGCCUUCCGGUACUUAGCGAAGCAAGGCAAGUUUGGGAAGCGGGUCCUCUGGAUUGCAUGGACGGAGCUCGAGGCUCGCGGGCUGGGCGACUUCUUCGAGGGCCUCGAAGGCUACACGCUUGCAGAGAGCGUCGGGGAGGCAGAUUUUAUCCUCGUAUCGGGCGUCCAGAGCCGUUUCGCCGGGACAGCCGUUGAGGACGCCUGCGACUAUGAGGAGACGGGCAACCACCGCCUCUACCGGCCCAUCUUCCGUGCGGCCAUCCAGCGGCAGUUGCCAAUGAUCUGCGCCAAUCCAGAUCUGCGAGUCAUGCGCCCAGGUGGUUGGAAGGCGUACCUGGGCGGGUCUCUUGCAGCGUACUACGAACGCCUGGGGGGCCAGGUCAUUUAUUUUGGCAAGCCUUACACCUCCGCCUUCGAGGAGGCCCGGCACCAGCUUUGUCACGCGGUGGCCGGUGGCGAUGCCGACAGGGCGCUGGAGCUGGAGCUCGACGAGGACUUCCGGAUCUGUCACAUUGGCGACUCCCUGCACCACGACGUGAAGGGCGCCAUCUCGGUGGGCUUCGACGCGGCCUUUGUCGCGAAGACAGGCAUCCAUGCCGAAGACAUGGGGGGCCAAGACUCCGAGCUCACCCAGGUCGGCAUCCGAGACCUCUGCGAGGAAGAGGAGGUGCCCCUUCCGCAGUCCGCCGUCCCCUGCUUCGCCUGGUGA
This is a messenger RNA of Symbiodinium natans, 1254 nucleotides long. The record is from the annotation of a GenBank genome assembly. Lineage: Eukaryota; Dinophyceae; Suessiales; Symbiodiniaceae.